CAUACCCCAACGAAUAUAUAUCUCGUCUUCGUACUGCUAGAAAUUUCAGAUCUGCUAUCUUUCGUUUCUCGUUUGGUUAAAUCGACUUGCGAUUGCGAUAGAUCUGUCGACGAUCUACGGUUUGAGUUUGAUUGUUCAACCAAUGGGAUCGAUACGAGUUGUUGAUUUAUGCCUUUGAUUUACCUUUGAUCGGCAGAGAUUCGAUUUUGGUCAACAUUGAUCUGUUGAUCAACGUCUCAGAUCUACAGUUUAUGCCAUUUCUAGUGCGAAUCAGAAGGUUCGUUGGCGAUUGGUGGUUUUCCAUGAUGCCUAUCAUGAUUCGGUUGGAUGAUUGUGAAUCUCUUGAUUUCGGAUUGUCCGAAUCCUUGAUUCUUGUUAUUCUGUUGACCAAGUUUGAUUUGUAUUGCGAAACUUGAAGUUAAGUUGAUCUAGUGAUUGGAGCUUGAAGUAUGGAGAUUGACAUCAAGGUUUGUAUGUAGAGGUAGUAAUCUGUCUUGUUUUGAUAAGGUGAUCAUGUAUGUUAUUAUUAAAUCCUGUUUUUCGGCCUUUGCCAUGAUGGGUGCGCUCGCAUGGCAGGCAACUAUCCUAAUAAAAAAUAAUUUUUGUUUUUGAGGGGAGGUCGCACGGGGGUUUGCCCGGGAUCUCUCCUCUGGUGUGCGUCUCUCUCUUUCUCUCUCUCUCUCUCUGGGUGUGUGUAUGUUUGUGUUUACCUCGAUACUGGUGCUCAGUUCCUCCCACUUCAAUUCGAAUUCAAUCUGCGCAACAACAACAACAAUUAUCCAGAACAUCAUUUAUAUAAUGUUGAUGAUUAUCACCAAAGGUACUUCCAAUUUAAUUGCUUUUCAUUUUUUUUAGAAAUCCUUAAUCGUUAAUUCCGUCUCUAUUGCAAAAAUCUUGCAUCAUGUUUUAAGCAUAUUAAUAAUUUGGAAUUUGGGUUUAUUUAUAUAUAUAUGCAUAAAUAGUUCAUCAAGCUUAAAAUAUGGUUUCACUUUAUGAUCAGGAUUUGGUUCAAAAGAUUUAAAUGACGAUUAUACUACAAAUCAUUUUACAAUUGAUUGAUUUGCGUUAUUUGGAGGCUAUUUGCUUGAAUCGACUUUAUACCCGACUGUUAAAAGACGAAUGUUUUAUUUUACCAGAGGUUUUAUUACCAUCAUCCCGCUGAAAUUGCAACUUUAUCGGGUCUAGGAAAAAACCAAGUUUUCCACAUUAAUCAAAACCAAGUUUUCCACAUUAAUCCAAUAGUCGCAGGGAACCAUUAGAUAUAAAAAAAGAUUAUGAGCGCCUACUGAGAUUUUAUCCUAAAAUAUCCAUCCAAUACAGGCAAAGACGCAAAGUAGUCUUAAAAGAGCUUUCGUACAAUCCUUGGGAUGUGGCCAAUGCAUUUUAAAUUGUUAAUAACCAAAAAGAAUGUCCACAAUUGUUAAAAUAUGAUAGUAUGCUUAGUGAAUUCAUAUUAUUAUUGGUUAUAAUUUUUAUUUAUUUAUUCAUAUUUUGAGUUGUAUAUGGCUUUCACUUGUGGAUUUGUUAUCUUUUUACAUUUUAAUGUAAUCAUAUACUAGACGCUGAACAUUUGUUUGUAGCAGUGCCAUCUGUGGGCUGAACUUGUGUCGUUUGUUGAAUUGAAUCAAUGUACGUUUUGUUCUACUAUCCCUCUUUUGUGAGGUUUUUGGUUAGAACACUAUGUAAAAAAUUCAGAUGAUCUAGUUGUGGAUGCUACUUGUGGAAGUUUGAAGACUGACUAAAGCUCUGUGGAUUUCUGAGUUAUGUGCUGUUGUUUUUGGAGCUCCUUCUAUUGAUGCUUUUAUUUGUAAGUGAUUGUGUGCCUAGUAAGAAUUUGUUUCCUGGUUCUCAUGGGUACCUCACAUGUCUGUUUUGCCUUUUCGUGGUCCAAAGGAAGCAAAGUGCCUUAAUGUAGAAGUGUAACAAAGUACAUAUAAAGACAUGGUUGGAGAUCAAAUGUGCUGAUAUCAGUUUGAUGCUUUUCCAGUGUUGAAAUUGUUAACCAAAUCGAUGCGAUUCAGCUGUUGCAAAGUUAUCAUUGAAAGUUUUAUUGAUACCUUUGCUUGCAAACAGACAAUUUCAGUUUAGUUACUAAAUUUAUUAAGCCCACGUUUGUAAGAGAAAAGCUAAUUUGCUCAUAUGAUUCAUGGAUGUUUGCAUUAAGUUUUAAACAGUCAAUUAGGUCUAAGUUCCUGAAACUAAUGGAGCAAGGUAAGAAUGAUUUCUAUUUGAGGUGCUACUGAUCAUUCAAUAAUUCUCUUUAAGCUUGC
Molecule: messenger RNA, 2270 nt
Organism: Lactuca virosa
Lineage: Eukaryota; Viridiplantae; Streptophyta; Magnoliopsida; Asterales; Asteraceae
Source: the annotation of a GenBank genome assembly